Messenger RNA from Pelecanus crispus (Dalmatian pelican), 1473 nucleotides. The record is from RefSeq and is a predicted model, not a curated record. NCBI's taxonomy places the organism in Eukaryota, Metazoa, Chordata, Aves, Pelecaniformes, Pelecanidae.
GCUGAUGGUCGGAAGGUCCUGCGGUCCAGCAUACGGGAGUUCCUGUGCAGCGAGGCCAUGUUUCACCUAGGAAUACCAACAACGAGGGCUGGAACAUGUGUGACAUCUGACUCGAAAGUUGUCCGUGACAUAUUUUAUGAUGGGAAUCCAAAAAGUGAAAGGUGUACAGUCGUUCUGAGGAUAGCUUCUACAUUUCUAAGAUUUGGUUCUUUCGAAAUUUUUAAACCUACCGAUGAAUACACAGGACGCAAGGGUCCCAGUGUUAACCGAAACGAUAUUCGAAUACAGAUGCUAGAUUACGUGAUCAGCACUUUCUAUCCAGAAAUCCAGGAGGCUUAUUCAGACAACAGUAUCCAGAGGAAUGCUGCUUUCUUCAAAGAGAUAACGAAACGGACAGCAAGAUUGGUUGCUGAAUGGCAGUGUGUUGGGUUUUGCCAUGGCGUGCUGAAUACAGACAACAUGAGCAUAGUUGGACUAACCAUUGACUAUGGCCCUUUUGGAUUUAUGGACAGAUAUGACCCUGAGCACAUUUGCAAUGGUUCUGAUAAUACAGGGCGCUAUGCUUACAACAAGCAGCCAGAGAUUUGCAAGUGGAACCUGGGGAAGCUUGCUGAAGCUUUGGUUCCAGAGCUGCCCUUGGAAAUAAGUGAACUCAUCCUGGAAGAGGAAUAUGAUGCAGAAUUUGAGAAACAUUAUUUACAGAAGAUGAGGAAGAAAUUAGGCCUAAUCCAGCUGGAAUUAGAAGAAGAUAGCAAGCUGGUGUCUGAACUCCUUGAAACCAUGCAUCUCACAGGUGGAGACUUCACAAAUAUUUUCUACUUGCUGAGUUCAUUCUCAGUAGACUCUGAUCCUUCAAAACUGGAAGAUUUCUUAGAAAAGCUUACAAGUCAGUGUGCUUCUGUGGAAGAACUGAAAGUUGCUUUCAAACCACAGAUGGAUCCAAGGCAGCUGUCAAUGAUGCUAAUGUUGGCUCAGUCUAAUCCUCAGCUCUUUGCAUUAAUUGGAACAAAAGCUAAUAUAAAUAAAGAAUUAGAACGCAUCGAGCAAUUCUCUAAACUGCAGCAGUUAACGGCAGCUGAUUUACUCAGCAGAAACAAAAGGCACUGGAAGGAAUGGCUGGAGAAAUACCGAGUGCGUUUGCAAAAAGAAAUAGAAAAUGUUAGUGAUGCUGAUGCCUGGAAUGCUCAUCGUGUGAAGGUCAUGAAUUCAAACAACCCAAAAUAUAUCUUGAGAAAUUAUAUUGCCCAGAAUGCCAUAGAAGCAGCUGAAAACGGGGAUUUCUCAGAGGUAAGAAACGUCCUGAAACUCUUGGAGAAUCCAUUCCAAGAAGCAGAAGGCUUCAGGGAGGUACAGGAAGAUGCAGAAGAGGAGGGGGCAACUGCUACAGCAGCUGCUUGUGCUCAAGAGACCAGAAGCAGACUACCAUACUGCAGUAAACCUCCGCUGUGGGCUUCGGAGCUCUGCGUUACAUGA